Symbiodinium natans is the source of this 1218-nucleotide messenger RNA. The record is from the annotation of a GenBank genome assembly. NCBI's taxonomy places the organism in Eukaryota, Dinophyceae, Suessiales, Symbiodiniaceae.
AUGCGCUUCAUCCGACUGCUGCGCCUGCACAAGGCGGCAACGAUUGCGGACGUGAUUCAGAUGCGGAUGAGGUCGGAGUAUCUCAACCUGCUGGUGAAGAUGCUCCGGCAGUCGAUGCUCAUCAUCAUCGUGAAUCACUACAUUGCCUGUGCCUGGUUCUCUGUCAGCGAUCUCAUCGACCAGAACGACACCUGGGUGUACGUUUUCGGGGUCAAGGAUGCCGGGCUCACCGAGCAGUACUUGACCAGCUUCCAUUGGUCCUUGACGCAGUUUGCGCCUGCCACCAACAACAUCGCCCCGCAGAAUUGGAUCGAGCGGGCCUUUGCAAGCUGCAUCGUCAUUUAUGCCUUUGUGGCGUUCUCCUCCUUCGUCAGCGCGGUCACGAAUGCCGCGAACGAGCUGCGUGCCUUUACGAUGAGAAGUUCGCAGCAGGAGGCACAGAUCCGCCGGUUCCUGGGUGAUCAGAAAGUAUCUUCCGACCUUUGGUGCCGCAUCCGCAAAUUCUGCCAAGAGGCAAACUCCAGGUCGCGCAUGGUCACCGAACAGGACAUCGCAGUUUUCAACGAGAUCCCCGAAAGUCUCCGCAUUGUUAUGCACGAAGAGUUGUACCGGGACUUCUUCAGGGCAGCCCACAUCUUCAGCGGCUUCCACGAAGAGAACCCCCAGCUGGUAAAGCGAGUCUGCCACUUCUGCUUCCGAGAAAGUGCGGUGCAUGCCAAGCUGGAUGUCUUCGUAGAUGGCACAGAAGCAGAUCAUGUCUUUGUGUCCCGCAGCGGAUCUGCAACUUACUGGAGUGUCCUGCUGGAUAACAAUCACAAGUCUUUGUCGGGAGAGGGCCACUGGCUGUGCGAGCUUGCUCUCUGGGCCAGAUGGAGUCAUCGUGGCCAGCUGGUGGCAGACACCACAGUUCGAUUUCUGAUACUGAACCCACAGAGUUUUGCGACGGUGGCUGCGAGCGAAGGAGGAAGUUUCUUUGGCUACCUUCGCACGCUCGGCUUGCUUCUCAUCGGCUACGCUGAGGUUGUGGAGGAGAACUCUCAGCGCAUCACGGAUCUCACGCUGGGCGAUAUCCUGAUCAGAGCGUUUGCCAAAAGGGCCAUUGGCUUCGCUGACUUGAGCAACGAAGAUGCUCCAAAGUCUUUGAGGAUCUCGAGCCUUUCCGCCCUCUCUGGGCAAGUGAGGAGCAAUGGCUCCCGCAACGCUGUGCGUAAAGUGUAA